CGACGACCUCCUCUUCUGUGACGAGUGUAAUCAUACACGCUGCCCAAAAUGUUGGACGGAAGAGAUGAUCUAUUGGUACUGCCCGAAUUGCUUGUUCGAGGUCCCAAGCAGUGGAGUGAAGAGCGAUGGUAACAGGUAAUGUGAGAGGGGAUACACCAGCAAGGUUUGCCAGGUCCAAUGCUGACAGCCUCCGCUAGAUGCACGAGACACUGCUACGAUUGUCCAAUUUGCACUGCAACACUUGCCGUCACCGCUUUCGGUCGUCAGUCAGAGACCCACCUGCGACCUGCUGACAGCACCGCCUCUCACGAGUCGUUCAUCCUCCACUGCCAGCAUUGCGACUGGAGUUCUCUCGAUAUCGGAGUCCAAUUCAACAAGCCCACGAAGAUCACCGAACAGCUCAACAAACUAUGGAAGGCGAGGCAUACACCGCCCGAGGAGAAUUCGCUCGAGAGCUCGCCCGAAGCCGAACCUGUGAAAUUGGAUCAUGACACCGCUUUCAAAAAUUUGACGACAUUCUAUAAGGAGCAGUUGCAGGAAGCUGGUGAUCAGCAGAAUCCAUACGGGAACAGUCCUUACAAUUCACCGGCGAAUCUACAGCGGAUCAUGAAUCUCUACGGAGGCUUAUCAUACAAUGCUCUGAAGAAGACUCGAGAGAAGCCGCAGCCCAUGCGGGAAGCCAAAGAUCGGAAUGAGGGCCUGGUAACGUAUACCGCGGCUGAGGGCAUCUCCGACGAGGCGGCUCUACAGAAAUUACAGAAGCUCGGUCUCAACGCCACGGCUACGGCAUCACAGCGUCUAGCGACACCCGCCAACUUCGACGCACAUUUCAUAGACGAGCUAUGGCCGGUCGCGACACCACUGCGGGUACGGAGAGGGAAACGGUGUCGGAGCUGUCGCCAGUUCUUAGCCCGACCAGAGCCCAAAGUGGGAAGCAUGAGAUACAAGAUCCGGCUGAUCGCCGUCAACUUCAUCCAGCGCCUCUCCGUUCGGCCACUGCAGGCAGCUCCGCCGAUGCACAACAGCGCGUUCCAUGUACGCGCCGAGCCACUUCCUGCGAUCCGAUUACAGCCACAUCAAGCCAAGCAGUACAUUCUAACCGUACGCAAUCCGAUAUUCGAAUCCGUCAAAAUCACACUUGGUACACCUGCAGUCACUCCCGGACGCGUGGCUUCCCGAGUCACGAUCCUAUGUCCAUCAUUCACCGUCGGGCCUGCCGGUGACAUGUGGGAUGAAGCAUUGUCAGCAUCCACCACAAGCGCCAGCGACGGCGGCAGACAAGCAGCCAUGGCCUCGCUGACGGGUUCAGCAGAAGCUGAUCGGCAGCCCGAGGCGGGAAAGGUCUGGGAGCGUUCACGGAAUUCGACGUCGGUGAUCCUGGAGGUGGUACCAGGCUCUCUACAGCAACGACCUAGCAUAGUGCCCAAGGAUGGUGCCGAUGCCAAGGAGGAUCCGAUUCGUGAAGAUGACGACUUGCUCGAGGUGCCGAUCUAUGUCCGCGCGGAAUGGGAGGCCGAUGCGCAUGAAGACGAAGGCCUCUCCUCUGGUGGCAAGAGGAAGGAGCGGGAGAGUAAGGAGUUGGGUUACUGGUGUGUCAUUGGCCUUGGGCGGAUUGUGGAGGGAUGACUGGAACAUCGUCCCUAGGUUUCAUGUCACAUUAAGAGUACCAGUGCGGCAAUUUGCCCACCACUGUAGUUUCUAGAGUUGAAAAUCGCAUGCCACCCCAUGAUGGCUCAGUAUAGCGUCCCUACACACGAUCUGCGCCAUUGCUUCAGGC
Molecule: messenger RNA, 1777 nt
Organism: Dissoconium aciculare CBS 342.82
Lineage: Eukaryota; Fungi; Ascomycota; Dothideomycetes; Mycosphaerellales; Dissoconiaceae
Exons: 1
Coding region: 178-1626 (482 amino acids)
Cellular component (GO): dynactin complex
Source: RefSeq, a predicted model, not a curated record